This is a messenger RNA of Paraglomus brasilianum, 474 nucleotides long. The record is from the annotation of a GenBank genome assembly. NCBI's taxonomy places the organism in Eukaryota, Fungi, Glomeromycota, Glomeromycetes, Paraglomerales, Paraglomeraceae.
AUGGAGGAUAGUUUCAACAAAGAAAUCAAUGCAGGGCUUACAUUCUUUCUCGAAAAAUAUGCGGAAGAUUUGGGAACCCCAGAUAUCAGCAAAAUAAUUGAUGAACGUGCUACUGUGUCCUUUUUAAAAACCUUUAAUCUGGUUAAGAGUCAAGCAAAAAGUCUCUUCAUUGCAGUAGAUGAAUAUGAUCGCCCUGGAAAUCGCUAUCUGCAAAAUGGUGGCAUUGGGCUAUGGAAUCCCACUUCACGUGAACACUUUACCUCCCUUGAGAAUUUUUUUGAUAUAAAUCUCUUUUCUGCCCUCAAGCGGGGCUGUGGAGCAGAAUUUGAUAGUGUGAUACACAAGUUGUUUAUAACUGGCAUUACUCCAAUGUUCCAGCGUGGACUGAGUUCAAUUACCAAUUUUAGAAACAUAUCGAUUGAUGUCCAAUAUUCUGGCAUUUGUGGCUUUUUUGAGAAAGACAUCCAGGGCUUG